AUGGAGGGUGUUGGCGCCGCUGAGCGGAAGGUUGUGAGCUAUUGCACAAAGUCGGGCCGAGGGACCCGCGUCAUACCGCCGGGCACACUCAAGAGCGUUCAUUUUGUCAAGACCCCCAACUAUGUGCAGGUGAGCGGCAUGGCCGAUUUCUCGAAGAUGUUCAUCAACAGUGAUGGCGGUGGUGGCGAGCUAGAUCCUCAUGGCGAAGACGGGAUGGGAAAUCCUAUCGGCGGUCUCGUGUUUACGAAUGCUUUUGGGCACAAGCUUGUUCAGGCGCACGAAUGGCAUAGCUUUAUGGACCCCAAGUCUUACUGUCUUCGCGUAUGUAAGGACAGCAACUCGGCAUGGGACUACUGCAAAAAUAUCUACGAUGAACUGGGCUGCAACUUCAAUAUGCCCACUGGGCCUGACGAUGGCAACGACUUUGAGUCAUGCGAGGGCGAUUCGGCACAGAUCGUGGGUGUAUACACGGAGAAUGGCGUUGUUUCUACUUUCUUCCAGUCGCAAACACUCCAGGGCCAGUCAAUACCCCCGCCCAAGCCUGCGCCGCCUGUGAGUCAGUGCAAGCCGUUUGCCUCUUCGGAACUAGAGGGCUCAGUAAAGGCUCCAUUUGCUAAUGCUGUCUUCGUCGGCCGCGUCCUCGUCGACCUCGUCUUCGACCUCUCCGUCAACGUCCUCGUCAUCCUCUUCCAUGUCAUCGCGCAACUCUGCGGGCGUUCCAUUGCUACUCACGACGUCUUCCUCUGCAUCUUUGCAAUCGAGCUCUACAAGCUCGUCUUCUUCCCCUACGUCCUCGCCGUCGAGUUCGCGUUCAACUACCACGGUGACCUCUUCGGAUUCGUUGAUUGA
Molecule: messenger RNA, 849 nt
Organism: Malassezia sympodialis ATCC 42132
Lineage: Eukaryota; Fungi; Basidiomycota; Malasseziomycetes; Malasseziales; Malasseziaceae
Exons: 2
Coding region: 1-849 (282 amino acids)
Source: RefSeq, a predicted model, not a curated record